This is a messenger RNA of Coniophora puteana RWD-64-598 SS2, 348 nucleotides long. RefSeq lists its product as uncharacterized. The annotation marks the transcript as partial. Gene Ontology annotation, molecular function: protein binding. The transcript has a single exon. The record is from RefSeq and is a predicted model, not a curated record. NCBI's taxonomy places the organism in Eukaryota, Fungi, Basidiomycota, Agaricomycetes, Boletales, Coniophoraceae.
UCUUCCCCGUUCGCAAAGUAUGCGGUGACAAAUUACUAUCCUCGCUCUGACCGUGAAUCGCGGGAGGUGAAAGCCCUCCUGUCUCGUAUGGAACUCUUCAAAGACACCCUCGGCAGCGUUUGCGGUAUUCUCAAUAGUGCCAUCGACAACCUGUCGAGGUCAAUCACCUCACAUUCGCGGAUUGUUUCCGCUGUCGCGCGGCUUCCGGACGACGUCCUCUCCGAGAUAUUCGAGCGCUGUGUCCCUUCACACCCUGACUUCCAGUAUCCAUACCGACUCACCUAUUUGGACGUCUCCCAUGUCUGUCAGAAAUGGAGGGGAGCUGCGCUUAACACUCCAGCCUUGUGG